Messenger RNA from Necator americanus (New World hookworm), 2271 nucleotides. RefSeq lists its product as uncharacterized. Gene Ontology annotation, cellular component: nucleus. The transcript is spliced from 22 exons. The record is from RefSeq and is a predicted model, not a curated record. Gene Ontology annotation, molecular function: endonuclease activity. Bases 1 to 2271 code for a protein of 756 amino acids. Lineage: Eukaryota; Metazoa; Nematoda; Chromadorea; Rhabditida; Ancylostomatidae.
AUGUCUAAAUUGCAACGACACGUACAAUGUUAUGAUGCUUACGCACCAUUGGAAAUGAUCCAGCGAUGUAUACGAGAAGGACAUCAUGUGAUGGUUCUUAUGCGAGGAAUUCCCGGUAGUGGGAAAACACAUCUCGCCAAUCUUCUGUCGUCUAACUAUGGCGGAGUAGUGUGUAGCACGGACGAUUUUUUCAUUGAAAACGGCGAAUAUCGAUUUCAACCGGAAAAAUUGGAGGAGUACCACAAAAACAAUAUUUUACGAGUUAGAGAGGCGAUGAAAGAUGGAAUUAAACCAAUUAUAGUCGAUAAUACGAACAUCUUUGCAAAUCACAUGGAACAGUAUGCUCUUCACGCGGUCACGCAUUGCUAUGAAAUAUUUGUCGUUGAACCAGAAACGUCAUGGAAAUAUGCGGUGAAAGAAUGUUAUAGGCGUAAUGUCCACGGAGUUGACAAGUCGAGAAUCCACCAAAUGUUGCAGUCCUUGGAAGAGCAAGGAAGGCCAUCGUUGUCACGACUUGUCGGUAAAAAGCGUGAAGUAAGGUUGGAUCCACCAUGUGAUGUGGUAGAGAAUGCUCUUGUUGCAAAGUUCUCAUCUCUAAAAUGUGGCGCUUCUGCUUUACCGGCAACCUUUAACGGCAAUUCGUCAGAUAUGCCUGAGAACGAUGCUCCUCCCGGGCUGCCGAUCACGAAUGCAUCAUGUAUUUUUGCAAAGCUAUUCCCUCAAAACGUUGAUUCUACUACCUCUCCACUUCCUCCGUCAGUUACGCUAUCACUUGCUGUUGAUACUCGUACUCAUGUUCGAGAGAUUGUGGUCCGAGAUAUGGCGACGCAAACUAAUGAAGUUAUAGUGACGUUGACAUGUGCUGGUGUUCCAUGCGUGGUCGAAGACUUCUUCGAAGGCCCUUCAUGUAGUGUUGAGAGAGUGAAGGAUCCGAAGAUUCAGAUGAAGGAUCGCAUAGUCAGAAUGGAAAACAUUCCACAGGUUUCCGAACUAGAUGUACUGAUCGCGAUAUUUCCGUUCGAAAGUAUUAACAACUUGACACAUUACUACCAGAUGAUGGGAUUUGAUGGGUGCGUGAAACUUUUUGUGGAGUUGGGUGCUUAUGUUGACUGGUCAGCAUCAGUCGUCGAGGGAACAUUCGCAGAAGACAUUGCGGCAGCUGAGAUGAGCGCAACACUUCCUCAUCCACCGCCUCCAAGAACUGAUUGGCAGAGGUUGGCUGAACAAGAAGGCAUGAAUGUUUCGGACAAAUCAGCCAGGAUGUCUCCUUCGCCUGCAGAAUCUCUAUGUACAGCGUCUCCAUUGGUGAAUGCUAUUAACGUCACCCUCAAUGUGGAUAUAUUACAGAAGAUGAGCGUACUUUUUGGGAACGGAAUGCCUAUCGAAGAAGAAUGUAAUCUCAGCGUACCGUUAUGGCUUCUGGAGCAGCUGUACAUAAUUUGGCAGAAAGAUGUUCGUCAAAGUCAACAUGAUACUGAUGUCGAGUUAGCGUCACUUCUGCAGGAAGAUGAAGAUGAAGAAGCAAUUAGUGGAUACUCGAAGAAACAGAUGACGGUGGCGCAAAAACUGAACCUAAACGAGCUCACCAAGGAAUUUGCUGCUUGCGAUUCGGAGCGUGUGCGGCAAAUCUAUGAGGACAACAAGUAUGAUGCUGCCGCCACGCGUCUGACUCUCCACAUAAUGUUAAAUCCUGAUGAUGAAAUCGAGAGCCUGAACCAGAUUCCUGUCACGCCAUCCCAACUUCCAAAGCCGGUAGCACCACAUCUACUACCUCAUGCCCGUCCUCGAACAGAGUCAACCCUACCACUAGCACAACAACGGGCGCUUCAGUAUCAACGGGAAGCUGAUUUGUUUGCUGCGAAGCGAGCAGUCGAGACGCGGAAAGCACAAGGGUAUAUAAGGUCGGGUUUGGUGCCAGCCGCAACUGUUUAUCAACAGUUUGCCCGAGAGCAUGCUGAACGUGAGAGAAGUCUUCGUGAGAAAGCUGCUGACAUCAUAAUAAAAGCUCACGAGAACUCGAACUUUCUUGACCUCCAUCUUCUUAGUCAAAAAGAUGCAUUGGCUUUGCUUAGGGAGCGACUAGAGUUGCUGGAUCGUCCGGAAUUUUUGAGAAACGGUCGCUCAGAUCGUCGUUUACGUGUGAUCACAGGUUAUGGCAAAAGCAGUGGCGGAAGAGCUGUGAUAAAACCCGCUGUAGAAUCUUACUUAAGGAAGAAAGGAUAUGUAUACUGUUUUACAAAUAUGGGAGAGAUUAUGGUCCACUGCAAAUAG